GUAUUCAAACAAACAACCCAGGACUUGGCAGGGGAAGAAAGCCUGGCGAACAGCGCUGGCAUUUUGCGCCACCCUGACGCUCAUGCCGACUGGGUACGCGCUGGCGUGGCCCUGUACGGCGGCAGUCCCGAUUACCCCAAACACAGCGCCGCACAUUGGCAGUUGUUGCCGGGUAUGAGUUUGAGCAGUCAAAUCAUCGGUACGCAAAAUUUGCAGCCAGGGGACACGGUGGGUUAUGGCUCUACUUUUCGUGCAGAGCAGGCUAUGCGUAUUGGUCUAGUGGCCUGUGGUUACGCCGAUGGCUACCCGCGCCACGCCGCUACUGGCACGCCCAUACUGGUGCAUGGCAUACCCACCCGCACCUUGGGCCGU
Molecule: messenger RNA, 372 nt
Organism: Darwinula stevensoni
Lineage: Eukaryota; Metazoa; Arthropoda; Ostracoda; Podocopida; Darwinulidae
Source: the annotation of a GenBank genome assembly